AUUCCUCCAAAACACUUCAUUUCCUCCCUCUGCGUGACAGGAGGAAGACACGUGUUUAGCAUCUCGUCACGUUAUUAUUAUUCACUUUUUAUUACUUUUGAUUUAACUAAUUUCCCCCCGUCGCCAAUAGUUCUGCGUUACCAGUGACUUCCAGCAAGAGGCGCUGGUUAGCCGUUUAACUGGGAGGACAUUCCCCCUCUGUGUUUCCCUAUUUUCCCUCUCGGUACUAGCUAGCUAAAUAGCCCGCGCUUCCGUACCUCUGUCCCCAAGUCUGCACGCCGACAUGCCAGAGUACUUGGAAGACCCUUCUUCGCUCACCAAGGACAAGCUAAAGAGCGAGCUGUUGGCUAACAACGUGGAGCUACCCGGCGGCAACCCGACCAAGGACGUAUACGUGCAGCUGUACCUGAAGAACCUCACCGCUCAGAACAAGAAACUCGCCAUGGACACGGCCGCGACAUGGGACGCCUUCUCCAGCGACGAGGAGCUGCCGCCGCCUGUGAUCUCCAACAGAAGCCGCUCCUCCGGCAGAAAAGCCACCAGGAAAACAGACAAGGUUCAGCUGGACGAGGUGGAUGUGACCGUGCUGACCGACGAGGGCCUGAGGGACGAGCUGCUCAAGCACGGCGUGGACGUGGGGCCAGUCGUGGCAUCCACGCGCAAAUUGUACGAGAAGAAGCUGCAGAAGCUACUGGACAAUGGGCCCACACCAGUUCUCCCACCACAGCAAGUCAACCACAAUGGCCACUCUGAAUCAGACCUGUACAGUGACAAGGAAGAUGAAGUGACAGCAGAACCAGAACCUGUAGCAGAGGUGAUACCGGAGCCUGAACCAAUUCCAGUGGUGGAGAGACCGCUGAGGAGCCGAGGGAAGACGCCCGUCACCACACGCACCCGCAGCAGCCAGCACCAAACGAUCAUACCUGAGGACCUCAGGCCUGUGCUGAGAGAUCCAGUCCAGUUAGAGUCUAACUGGAAGGUUCAUCACAAGCCUGAGGGUCCAGCACGGGCUGACCCCCGCUCUACGUUGUCCAGACACGUUGAGUUGAAGAGUCAGCCUGAAGAACACAGACCACCAGCUGCUGCCAGCACAUCAUCUCCUCUGGUUCACCUGACCAGAGUCAACCAAUUCUCCUUUAGCCCCCGGAGUAACAUGUCGGCCAGUCGGAGGCAGGAGUCCACCUGGACUAUGUCGCAGUCGCCGAGUAAAGCCAGCAGUGUCACUGCAGCAGGGGUGGAGAAGAUCACAGCCAGUGAACAAAACACUAAAGUGGUGGAGAAGAAGGAGGUGCUGAAGGAGCUGUUCCCCAAUGACCUCAACAGUCCAACAGGAAUCUCCGCCACCUGUCGGCGUCCUAUCAGAGGAGCAGCUGGUCGUCCACUGAUGCCCAGCGACCUGUGGAACAAUGAAAACAGCCUGUUCUCUCCAAAGAUCACCAAGACCAGCAGCUCCUCGUGCUACACAGAGAGCCGCACUGUCAACAGAGUCAGCAGCUUGCCCCCCUCUCUUGCUUCCAACACCACUUCCUCCUCCUCCUCCUCUUCCUCUUCCUCUGGCAGGCUUUUGUCUGCUGCGCCACCUGCAGUUCAAACCAAGGUAGCGCGCCGCGGCAUGUCUCUGUGGAUUAAGCUGUUCCUGCUGGCCAUCGUGGCUGCGUUCCUGUUCUUGGUGUACCAGGCCAUGGAGACCAACGGCAUCGGUCCAUUCAUAACCUCAGACAAAGAAGUGGUCAGUGGCAGCACAGCGUAGAGAGCUCAGCGUCUGAGGGGUUAGGGGAAGCCUGUCUGCUUCCAUGGUUUUGGUUUUUUUGUUUUCCAAGUGUGAAUCUGCAUUGUAGCCAUUUUUCACAGGUGCUGUGAGGUUACCUCUUCACCCCCUUAUCGUCUGCCAUCUUUAUUUUUUUAUAUAUAUAUUCCUCUUUUUUUUUCCUCCUUCAUUCUAAAGUAGUUUUUACUGAAUCCCUAAAGUGACACGACUGUUUCAGAGACACUUCUAAGGAUUUCCAUGACAUGUGAAAGGACAGUACAGCACCUCGGCCUUACUGUCCCUGGGGUCACAACAAAGCCAGCCACUGCUCCACGUUGAGAGACACAAACACAGAUGACGUCAUAAUCCAUGUGGACUCCACUUUUUUUUUACUGAGUUUUGUUUAAUGUCAGCGUUUGUGUGUGUGUGUGUGUGUGUGUGUGAGAGAGAAAUGUUUGUCUUUAGAAUUUUCUUUUUUUUUUUUUUUCACUUUUUGCCUUUGCUUCUGUCUCUCAGUCCUUUUAAAGCCUCCAAGAUGGAAUUUGAACCUGUAAUGUUGUUUUGUACUUGACCAUCUUUGACAUGGAGGCCUCUCAUCUUAAAUUGAAUGCUUCUAUAUCUUCUUAAACAUUAUGACAAUAUUUUCUUAAUGUUCUCUUAUAAUAAAAUUGAAUGUCCCAGUGUAUCCUACUUAAUUAUGUAUUCACUGUCACAAAUAAUAAACAUCUACCCAGUACAA
Molecule: messenger RNA, 2486 nt
Organism: Solea solea (common sole)
Lineage: Eukaryota; Metazoa; Chordata; Actinopteri; Pleuronectiformes; Soleidae
Gene: tmpoa
Product: thymopoietin a
Exons: 8
Coding region: 284-1750 (488 amino acids)
Molecular function (GO): DNA binding
Source: RefSeq, a predicted model, not a curated record